CACUACAAAUGAAAUAUUGAACACACGUAAACAUGCGCUGGAAAAAAUUCAACAAAAAGAGAGGGUAUUUUGUAAUCUUUUGAUUUUUGUAUCUAAAAACUAGAGUUGACGUGAUAUAGAUAAAUUAUGGCUAAUGUUAAUGUAAGAACUGGGGAAAGUGUUGAUCCUCAAAAAGAAGAACGAGAAGGAAAAGUAAGGGAAGUGGGAUGCCAAGCUGUUUGGUCGUUGUCGUCUUGCAAACCAGGUUUUGGUGUUGAACAAUUAAGAGAUAAUUGUUUGGAAACAUAUUGGCAAUCUGAUGGACCACAACCACAUUUAGUCAAUGUUCAAUUUCGUCGAAAAACAACUAUUCAAGAUGUUUGCAUUUAUGCUGAUUACAAAUUGGAUGAAAGUUAUACACCAAACAGGAUAUCAAUUAGAGCCGGAAGUCACUUUCAUGAUCUUCAAGAAGUAGAAGUAGUGGAAUUAAAUGAGCCAAGUGGCUGGGUUCUCAUAUUGUUACGUGAUUCUAACGAUAAACCUAUUAGGACUUUUUUAGUUCAAAUUGCAGUUUUAUCAAAUCAUCAAAAUGGACGUGACACACACAUGCGCCAAAUAAAAGUUCAUUCUCCAGUUCAAAAUGUUUGUAUGUCUGCUUUGAAACUUCCUCCAUUUUCUAGUGUUGAAUGUUCUUCAUAUAGUUGUAUCAGAUAAGUAUAAACUAUGUAAACAAAUCAAUUUUCUGCAAAAUAAAAACAAUAAUAAAGUUUUUAUAAAGAAUCACUUUUGGUUACUUAAUUUUAGGAUAUUUGAAAUUCACAAACAAUAUUAAUAUUUUAGUAGAAAUUGAAUCAGUUGUAGCGAAUUAAAAAUGGGAAUAAGGGGGCGAGCGGAAGAAUUUGAUCGCUGAUGAUGGCUAGGAGAAACUUUCCAGGCAAGAAAAUUAAAAUUGUGUGUAGCAUCAUCUGUUACGGGAUUUUAUUUUAACUUUUUAUAUUAAAAAACCAGGUAACUUCCAGUUCAGAUAGGAAGUUGCGUGAUUUUACCGAUUAACUAUAUACC
This is a messenger RNA of Centruroides sculpturatus (bark scorpion), 1041 nucleotides long. It is a transcript of the gene APC10, whose product is annotated as anaphase-promoting complex subunit 10-like. Gene Ontology annotation, cellular component: anaphase-promoting complex. The coding region runs from base 127 to 693 and encodes 188 amino acids. Lineage: Eukaryota; Metazoa; Arthropoda; Arachnida; Scorpiones; Buthidae. The transcript is spliced from 3 exons. Gene Ontology annotation, biological process: protein K11-linked ubiquitination; anaphase-promoting complex-dependent catabolic process. The record is from RefSeq and is a predicted model, not a curated record.